Messenger RNA from Ipomoea nil (Japanese morning glory), 3783 nucleotides. RefSeq lists its product as uncharacterized. Gene Ontology annotation, molecular function: RNA-DNA hybrid ribonuclease activity; nucleic acid binding. The transcript is spliced from 2 exons. Lineage: Eukaryota; Viridiplantae; Streptophyta; Magnoliopsida; Solanales; Convolvulaceae. Bases 1 to 3783 code for a protein of 1260 amino acids. The record is from RefSeq and is a predicted model, not a curated record.
AUGGGAUUUGAAGGUCUGCUAUGCGUGGAACAGAGUGGCAUGGGAGGUGGAUUAGCUUUGUUUUGGAGGGACGCAGCUAUGGCCACAUUACUUUCUUAUUCUACAAAUCACAUCGAUGUAAGUGUUUCUUUACCGGAUACCCCAGAAUGGCGCCUAACCUGCUUUUACGGUGAAUCGGACCAAAAUCGGCGGCAAGAAUCUUGGGACCUCCUUCGGGAACUCAGAGAUCGGUCAACUCUCCCAUGGGUCACCAUAGGAGAUUUUAACGACAUCACAUGUCAGUCAGAAAAGCGGGGGCCUCAUGCUCAACCCACAAAUCUCAUUGAGGGUUUUAAUGAUGCGCUUAUGGAUUGUCAGUUGUUUGAUUUGGGCAUGGAGGGAAGUAGAUUCACUUGGGAAAGAGGACGCGGUACAGAUGCUUGGGUCGAAGAACGCCUAGACAGAGCUGUGGCUACUCACGGUUGGUUAGAAAUUUAUGAUUCGGCAGUUGUCCGCAACUUACUUACAAUGGAAUUUGAUCACAACGCCAUUCUUCUGGAUAUGGAAUCAAGAACUUUCCGUCGGGCGAAGAAACGUUUUAGAUUUGAAUCUGCUUGGUUACAGGAUGAGGGUUGUCACAAGGCAGUAGAUCAAGUAUGGCGAUCAACAUUGGGGAUGAAUUUUCAGGACCGGAUCACGGAAUGUAGGAGUUAUCUGGGCAAAUGGGGGGAGGACUAUUUCCGGCGUAAUGGCAAACAGAUAAAAUGCCUCAGACACAAAUUGGAAAAUUUAAGAGACUCACGGGAACAGCAGGAUGUGGCCGAUUAUAUUGAAACUGAGGGGACACUACAGGCCUCGGCCAGACGUCGAAGGAACCAGUUGCACCGCAUUAAGAACCCGGAGGGUCAGUGGCUUGAAGGUACGGAGCUAAAUGGCGAAGUACUGCGUUAUUACUCAGAUAUUUUUCAGUCCACAGGCAUCAACGCUGACAUCUUUAACCACGUCCCGAGUCGAGUAUCACCGGAGAUGAACGCUACACUAGCGUUACCUUUUACCAUCGUGGAAAUUAAAGAAGCCUUAUUCUCUAUGGCACCGGAAAAGGCGCCAGGUCCAGACGGUAUGUCACCCGCUUUCUAUCAACAUUUCUGGCCGAUUUUGGGUCACGACUUGUUUAUUUUUAUUACUCACUGCUUAUUGGAUCGUUCUCUACCACCGGGUCUGAACGACUCGAACAUUGUCCUGAUUCCAAAGAAAAAGUGCCCCGAGAAAGUUUCUGAUUUGCGCCCAAUCGCCCUAUGCAAUGUAGUGUACAAGGUGCUAGCCAAAGCAUUAGCAAACCGUAUGAAAAGCUUACUUCACAGCGUGGUGUCGGAGUCGCAAAGUGCUUUCGUUCCCGACCGUCUACUGACUGACAACAUUAUUGUGGCCGGAGAAGUGGGUCACUAUCUGAAGAGGAAAACCAGUGGGGCUAUGGGUUGGACCGCAUUGAAACUCGACAUGGCCAAGGCCUACGAUCGAAUGGAAUGGGGAUUCCUGGAAGGUAUGCUCACGGCACUGGGCUUUGACAGAAGUUGGACUCAUCUACUCAUGAUGGGAGUCAAAUCAGUAAUCUAUCAUAUCCAGGUAAACGGCGAGACUGUGGGUACUAUUUCCCCGACACGUGGCAUUCGGCAGGGAGACCCUAUAUCUCCAUAUCUGUUCAUUCUUUGUGUUGAGGGGCUUUCUGUGUUAUUACAACAGGCUGAGAGACAAGGGGACAUUCAUGGUAUUCGUAUUGCUCGGGGAGCGCCGGCGGUGACACAUCUGUUCUUCGCCGAUGAUAGUCUUCUAUUUUUUAGGGCCACGAGUACGGAAGCUCAGACAAUCAGGAACUGCCUCGAUACAUAUAGUGCUGUGUCAGGCCAGGUAAUCAACUAUGAAAAAUCAAAUAUUAUGUUCAGCAUCAAUACCACUUUGGAAACCCGCUCUAGUGUGAUGGAGUUCGUGGCAGUACGAGAAUGCAAUGAUUUGGGCCGCUACCUAGGACUACCCUCGUUUUUGGGGCGUAACAAGUCGGCUACCUUUUGUUAUAUUGAACAGAGAAUUCGGGAGCGGAUUGGGGGUUGGCAACAGAGGUUACUGUCACGGGCAGGCAAGGAAGUUCUUUUGAAAAGCAUUGCCCAAGCCUUACCUAUAUUCACAAUGUCGGUGUUCUACUUACCGCAACGACUCUGUGAUACUUUGGAACGUUUAUUCAACCGCUAUUGGUGGGGUGGUGGAGGCGGGUCGACCAGCAGGGGUAUCCACUGGUUAAGCUGGCACCGACUGUGUGUACCGAAGGCAAAGGGCGGUCUUGGAUUCAAACGGCUACACGAGUUCAACAUUGCUUUGCUUGCAAAACAGGGGUGGCGUCUCUUGAUUUACCCGAACUCGCUGGUAAGUCGUCUCUUACGUGCAAAGUAUUAUCCCAACAAUUCUUUUUUGAACGCUCAAAUGGGCCACAACCCGAGUUACUUGUGGAGAAGCAUUAUGGCGGGCCAAGAAUUACUCAAGCGAGGUGCCGCACGACGCAUUGGCAAUGGUGAGGGAUCGAAAAUUUGGGAAUGGCCGUGGCUUGCCGACACGAUACAUCCCCGUCUGACCACGUCCUGCAUCAAUCAUUUAAGGGAUCAGCCAGUCGCAAGCCUGCUUACGUCUCAAGGCACAUGGGACGUUGCUAUUCUUCAUGGCCUCUUCACCCCGAAAGAUGUGCCUAGGAUUCUAGCUACGCCCCUAUCGCCCACGCUACCGGACUCCUGGCGGUGGCUUGGUGACACAAGGGGCAUGUACACUGCCCGGCACGGCUAUAAAUUAUUAACGGAAAGCAAUACUUCAUAUGACUGGAACGACAGCUUCACGGCAUGGGACCGGUUGUGGAAACUACCCAUCCCUCCGAAAGUAAAGAAUCUUCUGUGGCGAUGCGUUAGGGGCAUCAUGCCUGUGAAGGAAGUUCUAAAGCAAAAACAUGUGUGGAUUGGUGGGGGGUGUGCACACUGCGACUGCCAAAUGGAGACGGCUGAACAUGUGUUCUGUGAAUGCACGGUAGCAAUGUGUCUUUGGGAGAAUGGUAAUGUGCUUCAUAACGGUUCGAUUCUGGAGUUCUUGGACGCUCUCAUCAAGAGCGCACCAAUGCAUCAGAUCAUUCAUGCGGCGGCCAUCUUCUGGGUCCUGUGGAAGGCUAGGAAUGAUAAGAUCUGGCGAGACACAUCUAUUUCACCCGAGUCUUUACUAAUCCAGGUACAUUCUCUACAGGCUUUAUGGUCCUCUAUCAAGCAAAAUUCUGGGGAAGCAACGACUUCUUCUGCAUCGAGUGUUCUCUGGACUCCACCACCAGCCAACUGGCUGAAAUGCAAUGUGGACGCAGCUCUCUUCGCUACGGAGGCAGGCUUUGGAGCCGUGGUUCGAAAUCAUGACGGUUGCUUCGUGGCGGCCAAAGGUGGCAGACUGGGUUAUAUCCAAGACCCGUUGCUAGCAGAGGCCUCGGCGAUUGCACAAGCAUUGGGAUGGUUACAGAGUUUAGGUCUUAAUAAUAUCAUUUUAGAGACCGAUUGUUUAAUGUUUAGUUCAACUUUUAAUUCUGGUAAUUCUGAUUUUUCGUAUGUUGGGUCAAUUGUAAAGCAAUGUGUUCAAAUUGCUACUAACAUUGGGACCGUUCAGGUUCGCCAUGUCAGGAGGUCAGCGAAUCAUGUAGCUCACGUUCUUGCGCGGGCGACAGAUUCUCCGUCUGUCCUAGGGUCGUGGUUGGUUAACCCGCCUUUGUGUAUUGCUGCUCUUCUGAGCUAUUAA